AUGGCAUCCAGACUUGUGCAGAGAGCUUCGACGUUCGGAGUACCUAAGCCUGAAGCGCCCAACAACGGCGACCACGAUCAGUCCGAUGGCAUCCCCAAAGUCAUUCGCGAUUUCCGCGAACAGAUCAAGAAGGGGCUGCCGACAUACUACGAGCCAUCGACUCUCGCUGCUUUGGUAGACGCGAUCGGCAACCUUAACUCUCUAGACGAUCGCAAAAUGCUGCUUGAGCACAUCCUGACCAUCUUGUCUCACAUGCCGGAGGGCCCUGUCCUCAAGAGGCUGGAGAACCUUGUGAUCGAGUUCCUCUAUAAUGAUCUGUCUCAUCCUCCGGCUACGUACCUUGGAGACAAGUACGCGUGGAGAAAUGCAGAUGGAUCUCAUAACAACCUCAGCGAUCCCAGCAUGGGCAAGGCCGGAACCCCCUACGCUCGUAGUGUUCAACAGACACACGCAUUGCCCCGGAACAAUCUGCCAGAUGCUGGCCUCGUCUUUGAUACUUUGCUAAAGCGGGAAGGGUUUGUCAAACAUCCAGCAGGAUUAUCAAGCAUGAUGUUCUCCUUUGCGGCAUUGGUCAUUCAUACGGUCUUUCGCACUUCUCACAAAGAUGUCAACGUCAAUGAGACCUCAUCCUACGUUGACUUGUCCCCACUUUAUGGUCACGAUGAGAAAUCAUUGAACAAAAUCCGCGUGAGAGACGGGCGCGGUCUCCUGUAUCCCGACACAUUCGCAGAAGACAGGCUUCUCCUGCUCCCACCUGCCGUUUGUGUCUUGUUGGUUCUGUUUAGUCGCAACCACAAUUAUAUCGCGAGGAAGCUGCUCGAGAUCAACGAGCGCGGAACCUAUGUCGACCCCGAUAUCCCAUCAAACGAUCCCGACAGGUCGAAGAAAUUACUAAAGCAAGAGGAUGAGAUUUUCAACACUGCGCGUCUUGUGAACUGUGCUUGGUUCGGUGCGGCCAUCUUCGCAGACUAUUUCAGUAGUAUCUUGGGCCUAGUGAGGCAGGGCAGUUCAUGGAGCCUCAAUCCAUUUGGAGAAAUAAGAGAGGAGGACCACAAACUGUUCGAGCGUGGUAAGGGUAACGUCUGCAGUGUCGAGUUCAAUUGCCUCUACCGAUGGCAUGCGACCACGUCUGUCGAAGAUGAAAAAUGGGUCGAACAGCUGAUGGCGCAUAUCUUCGAGAACAAGCCUGUCGACCAGUUGACCAUCGAUGACUUCAAAACAGCGACGAAGAAGAUACAGGCGGAGGAACCUGACAUCACGCACUGGACGUUUGGAAACCUGAAACGGCAAGCGGAUAAUACCUUUAGGGAUGAGGAAUUGGCAGCCAUUUUGAAGAAUGCUACGGAGCACCCAGCGUCUGCGUUCAAGGCGCGAGGCACACCUCAAGUUAUGAAGCUGCAUGAAAUCAUGGGCAUCGAGUCGAAUCGUCGGUGGGGUGUAUGUUCUUUGAAUGAAUUCAGACAGUUCCUUGGCCUGAAGCCAUACACCAGUUUCUUGGAGUGGAAUCCAAACCCUGAGAUUGCAGACGCUGCAGAGAAGCUGUACGGAGAUAUCGAGAACCUCGAGCUUUAUGUUGGACUUCAGGCUGAAGAGGCCAAGCCCGUCGUGGACGGUGCUGGUCUUUGUCCAGGGUACACCAUUAGCAGAGCUAUCCUCAGCGACGCAAUUGCCCUUACUAGAGGCGACCGCUUCUUCACUGCGGACUUCACGCCUUUCAAUAUGACUGCCUGGGGUUUCGCAGACUGCCAGCGAGACCCUCAUGGGCCUGGAAACGGGAGCAUGCUCGGGCGUCUUCUACUCCGUGCGCUCCCUGGAGAGUACUCGCAGAAUAGCACCUACACUUGGUUCCCGCUCCAGACACCAGAAUCCAUGAAGGGAUUCUUGAAAAAUUUGGGCACAGCGGACAAGUUCGACUUCCAGAGGCCUGGUGACCCGGGACCGAUCGCUAAUGCAAAUGAGUAUCGAGACGUUGAGCAGGUGCUGAAGAGCGAAAACUUCAAUACGCCCGGGUCGGAAAAGAUUUCUGAGAUUGUCAAGGGCGAAGGGUUCGAUGCCGCGCAGGGUAGACGCGAACAGCGUGAGGUGUUGCGGGCCCUGACUUCGUCGCCCAAUGCGCUGGACAAGAUUGCGCAGUCCUUCUAUGAUAACACGCGUACCUUGAUGUCGUCGAAGUCCUACACCUUGACGGACAAGAACACGAGGAAUGUUGACAUCGUUCGGGAUGUACUCAAGUAUGUUCCGCUCCGCUGGGCCGCUACCGAGAUCGCUGGAUUGCAGCUCAAGACUGACAAACAUUCUUUCGGCACAUAUACCGAGGCUGAGCUCUAUGGAAUGCUGACUGACAUCUACACGCUGUUCUUCCUCGAUGUUGACCCUUCGAAAGCCAUGAACCUUGAGCUGAAAGUUCAAGAGCAUGUCAGCGAGCUCAAGCGGCACAUCAAAGCUGGCCUGAUAGGCAGCGCUGGUGGAAGGCUGUCGAUCGCCUCCUUCGUGGGUACUAUCCAACAGCUAUUUUCAUCGACCAAGGCAAAGAAGAGCACUCGGGUGCCGUUUGCGCAUACCCUCUUUGAACGAGGCGGCACCGUCGACGAAGUGACGAACAACAUCCUCGCGCUCCUCAUCGGGACCACAGUCGAGCUGUCUCAGACCCUCACCAACGUUGUCAACUUCUACUUGAACGAUAAGAACCCGCCGCCGUUGAUCAAUGCCGAGGAUCCGAAGAACGAGGCGGUGCUGCAAGGAUAUGUGCAUGAGGCUAUGAGAAUCGAUCCUGCCUUCCGAGGUGUCUACCGUGAAUCCACGAUCGACCAAAGCAUCGGUAGCCUCUCGCUCAAAGCGGGUCAGCGGGUCUUUGUCAACAUCGCGAGCGCCAACUUGGACGGCGAUGUUUUUGCUAGUCCUAAAACUGUGGACAUCACCCGGAGCCCCAAAGAGAUGUAUUUGACCGGAGACGGUGCAGCUAGGUGUUUGGGUGAUGAGCUCAGGACUAAAGUCAUCGCUCAGGUACUUAAGGCUGUGACUGAGUUCGACGGUCUCAUUCGCGGCCCCGGCUCGUCUGGCAAGCUGAAAAGAUACAAGACUGUGGCUGAUAAUACCCUGCGCUACGAGUACCUCGGGUCUGACAACUUGCCUACGGCGUGGGCUACCUCGAUGACUGUUCAGUACACCGUCUCGCAGAACGGUUCUGGUGCGAACACUGCUUGAUGAACUGCGCUCAAUAUUGUCGUCGUGUCUCUUUUUUGUAGCAUACUUACCGAUGUGUCGCAGUGCUGAUAAUACUACAGUCCUCUUCUUUGGCUUGUCAGUGG
This is a messenger RNA of Heterobasidion irregulare TC 32-1, 3308 nucleotides long. RefSeq lists its product as uncharacterized. The record is from RefSeq and is a predicted model, not a curated record. Lineage: Eukaryota; Fungi; Basidiomycota; Agaricomycetes; Russulales; Bondarzewiaceae. Gene Ontology annotation, molecular function: oxidoreductase activity, acting on paired donors, with incorporation or reduction of molecular oxygen; peroxidase activity; heme binding. The transcript is spliced from 28 exons. Gene Ontology annotation, biological process: response to oxidative stress. Bases 1 to 3204 code for a protein of 1067 amino acids.